Messenger RNA from Hemibagrus wyckioides, 1466 nucleotides. RefSeq names its product ubiquitin-conjugating enzyme E2D 3 (gene ube2d3). The coding region runs from base 428 to 874 and encodes 148 amino acids. The record is from RefSeq and is a predicted model, not a curated record. Gene Ontology annotation, biological process: ubiquitin-dependent protein catabolic process; protein polyubiquitination. NCBI's taxonomy places the organism in Eukaryota, Metazoa, Chordata, Actinopteri, Siluriformes, Bagridae. Gene Ontology annotation, molecular function: ubiquitin conjugating enzyme activity. Gene Ontology annotation, cellular component: nucleus. The transcript has 8 exons.
UAAAUGUUAUAUCAGACUAUUGUUUACAUAGCCUAUUUUUAUUUCGCUGUAUUUAGAAGUUGUUAAGCAACUUCAAGUAAAUACAUGAAGCUUGGUAGUUCGCUAAAUUUCAGGUUAGCUUUCAGCAUAGACUACAUACAGACUGUUAUUUUGUUUCCUACCUGUAUUCUGGCAAAUUCCGCCUAACACGUGUUUUCGAUUGGCUGUUUAUCGUUGAGUGUGAAACACUAGCCAAUAGCAGAGCAAAAUACAGGCCUGUUCGAGCCAAUCAACCACUGCGAAAGUGGUGGAAUACGGGUGUGGAAAGUAAUGCAGUAAGACUCGGUGAGCAUAGCAACAGUCCGCCAAAAGUUCAGCGCGCUAACAGCUAUUUGGUGCGGCGGCUUUGGAGUGGAGCUCCGCUAUAAACCACUAGGGCAGUGGUAAGAUGGCGCUUAAACGAAUCCAAAAGGAACUGACUGAUUUGGCGCGUGAUCCUCCAGCACAGUGUUCAGCAGGUCCAGUUGGAGAUGAUGUAUUCCACUGGCAAGCUACAAUCAUGGGUCCUAACGAGAGUCCCUAUCAGGGUGGUGUUUUCUUCCUGACUAUACACUUCCCAACAGACUACCCCUUCAAACCACCAAAGGUUGCAUUCACCACGAGAAUCUACCACCCAAAUAUUAACAGUAACGGCAGCAUCUGUCUGGAUAUCCUCAGGUCCCAGUGGUCUCCUGCACUUACAAUUUCUAAAGUUCUCUUGUCCAUCUGCUCACUCUUGUGUGAUCCAAACCCAGAUGAUCCUCUUGUACCAGAGAUUGCACGAAUCUACAAAACGGACACAGAAAAGUACAAUAAAAUGGCAAGGGAAUGGACAGAGAAAUAUGCCAUGUUGUAGGUGAGGGAUACAACAGAAUAGCACGGGAAUGGACACAGAAGUAUGCCAUGUGAUGUUGGCAGGACACAUUUACAAACUGUCGUUAAUGCUCUUGUGUUUGGUCACUGUCUUAAGGCCAUUUCAUCAAGUAUGUCUCUUAUGGAGAAACAGUCUGCAGUUGUUUGCUCAAACAAGACUACAACAUGACCUGCAGGAGUUGCCAUUUUCUAAUACCAUGUGGACCUCAUACAUCAAGUGGAGUCUUUUUCUCUGCUUCCUGCUUUUUUGCCUUGUGGUCAGUACAUCAGCUGUUUACUCUGACCUCUUGCCUCAUGCAAUCUUUGUAAGAGCACAGUGCUGGCCUGAUCAGGCAGAGGACUGUAGGCUGUGUUACUGCUUCUUCCAGCCUGCGCUGCAUGUCAUCACAGAGUAAAGCUCGGUUGUGGCACAGCACUGGGAUUAUCAGAUGCCUUCUUUUGUUUUGCUCAUUCUACAAAUCUGAGAUCCUUUUUUGGCCCAAGCUUUAACAUCUGUGGCAAUGAAAUGCACCUCAGUCAACUAGUUUAAAUGUCCUGCUUUUCAUUUUUUCCCUUAAAUAAAGUUACAUAAUUCA